Penicillium chermesinum is the source of this 1566-nucleotide messenger RNA. It is a transcript of the gene pdeA, whose product is annotated as 3',5'-cyclic-nucleotide phosphodiesterase PDE1. The transcript has 3 exons. The record is from RefSeq and is a predicted model, not a curated record. Gene Ontology annotation, biological process: negative regulation of glucose mediated signaling pathway; cGMP catabolic process; cAMP catabolic process. Gene Ontology annotation, molecular function: 3',5'-cyclic-GMP phosphodiesterase activity; 3',5'-cyclic-AMP phosphodiesterase activity. Lineage: Eukaryota; Fungi; Ascomycota; Eurotiomycetes; Eurotiales; Aspergillaceae. The coding region runs from base 1 to 1566 and encodes 521 amino acids.
AUGCCUCGUCAGCCAAAGAAGAUGGCGACAGAGACCCCUGUCGAAGAAAAUAUGGAAGCGAAGGCAUCUUUUCAUAUUAUUGUCCUGGGACCAACUGGUGGACCAUGCGAGGACAGAGUCACCGGCAUCCUUGUGAGAUCGACGGCGACCGACUGGAGCCCGGGAUCAGUGGUCGCCGUUGAUGCCGGUACCAUGCUUGCCGGCAUCAUCCGGCUAUUGAAAAAGUCGCUCCCAGCCUCGCUGGAUGACAGAACAACUUCUCCGGGAGUCCUUAACAAUGGCCCCUUCAAGGGAUUAAGGACACCAGACAAAACCCCAGAAGCAAAUGCCGCGCAUUUCUUCCGUGAAAUUAUCGGCGCUCUACUAAUCACUCACCCUCAUCUGGACCAUAUAUCGGGCUUGGCCAUUAAUACUCCCAUCAUCGAAGCAGGCCAUGGACCGAAACCCAUUGCUGCCCUCCCCUCUGUACUCUCUGCAAUUAAGAACCACGUUUUCAAUGAUGUAAUCUGGCCUAAUCUCUCCGACGAAGAUGGUGGUGCUGGUCUUCUUACCUACAAUCGCCUCACUGAAGGCGGCAACCCUCGACUGGGUAUUGGAGAUGGUCGAGGUUAUGUGCGAGCCUGCCAAGGCAUAGUCACCAAGUGCCUGAGUGUCAGCCACGGUCAGUGCAAACAACGAUACCACCCCGAAACUGCUACACAUCGACGUGCCGCCAGCACAGUGUUCCACCAGGCGGAAGCAAGGUCAGCCCUCUCACGCGCGAGAUCUGUUGACAGGAGCGAAGCAGCGUUCUAUUCACCAGCUAACUCGCCUCAUCUUCAUCCCGGGGAGCCGGUAUCAGCAACGGUGGAAAGCUCUGCAUUCUUCCUCCGAGACCAUGACAGCGGCAAUGAGAUCAUUAUAUUUGGUGAUGUUGAACCGGACUCUGUCGCUUUCGAGCCUCGUAAUAGACGUGUCUGGGAAACUGCCGCCCCAAAGAUCGCAGCCGGCAAGCUUCGCGCGAUCUUCAUCGAAUGUUCAUAUGAUGACAGUGUCGAUGACGACUUUCUUUACGGGCAUAUGUGUCCACGCCACCUCACCGCAGAGUUGAGUGUUCUCGCCGACAAAGUAAUGGACCAUCGGGAGGCUGCCCCUUCGGAUAUAGCGAGUUCAACCGAACGCAAGCGCAAACGACUUUCCGGGGGGAGCCGUGGUGGAACAGACUCGCCGGCCAUGAGCCCACGUACCUACAAACGGAACCAAAGCGUAUCUGGCAUCCGAUCCCUCGCAUCUCGAGACCCGAGGUCGCACCCUGCGUCCAUUGAUUACGGCUUCGAUGGCGCUGACGAAUACAGUACCUUGGGCAUCUUCGCGGACUACGAGGCGCCCGAUCCGAACCGCUGGGCCGAUGUUGAUCCUUUGCCGUUGGCCGGGUUGGCUGUUUACAUUAUCCAUAUCAAAGAGACACUGACAGAUGGGCCUCCUCCUGGCGUGAAGAUUAUCGAAGAGCUACGUGAGCAUGGGCGAGAGGCGAACCUAGGCUGUCGGUUUUUGCUGCCCGAUCCGGAAGCUGCAAUCUGGGUUUAG